This is a messenger RNA of Schistocerca gregaria, 768 nucleotides long. Its product is annotated as putative neural-cadherin 2. Gene Ontology annotation, molecular function: calcium ion binding; cadherin binding. The record is from RefSeq and is a predicted model, not a curated record. Gene Ontology annotation, biological process: homophilic cell-cell adhesion. Gene Ontology annotation, cellular component: catenin complex. The transcript is spliced from 4 exons. The coding region runs from base 1 to 768 and encodes 255 amino acids. NCBI's taxonomy places the organism in Eukaryota, Metazoa, Arthropoda, Insecta, Orthoptera, Acrididae.
AUGUCUAACAGUGGUAUAAGAAGCACUUGUAAUGCUGACAAUCUUUUCAGUUGUGGCUCCAGCAAAGUAUUUGAUGCUGAUGAAGGCAUCUGCGUUGAGAAAAAUGACUGUUAUGAAGAGUCAUGUCUGAAUGGUGGAACAUGUGUCAGUCAGUACCCCUACAGCAAUUACCAGUGUCUAUGCCCCAAGGAUUUUUGGGGUCAACAGUGUGAGCACAUGGUUCAAGAACAAUCUGUGAAACUUAGCUUUGGUGCUCUGCUAGUAGUAAUAACAUCCUUCAUAAGUGUUCUUGCUUUAGUGGUAUUUCUUGUGGUUUGCAAAUGGAAACAAGCAAGGAAGUGUAAAGUCCCAGGACCAAAAGAAGACAUUCGUGAAAAUAUCAUUAUUUAUGAUGACGAAGGAGGUGGUGAAGAUGACAUGACAGCAUCUGAUGUUAAACCCCGUAAAGUUACAGUACCAACCUUGGCAGUAGUUGAGACAGUGGAAAUGAAACCAUUGCCUGUACAAACAAGUAAAGAUGUUGAUGCUUUAGUGCAAAAAUACAUGAAGCAAGCAGAUGAAGAAAUUGGUUGUCUAUCAUUUGAUGAUCUACGCAGUUACAAUGACGAAGGAGGCAAUAGUGUAACUUCUUCUCUCUCUUCCAUUGUGUCUGGUUCAGAUGACAAGGAGCAAGAUUACAGCCAUCUCUAUGCAUUAGGAGCAAAAUUUAGCAGACUCGCAUGUAUGUAUAAUAAGGAGGAAACAACAGAGGAAGAGGCAGCACAGUAA